AUGAAGAACGAUUGGGCUCCGCGUGAAGCGCUGUUGUUGUGCGUCACGGAGACUCGGUCGCGUUCCCCCACGCCUCGUGCGGCGACGGCCUCCCACUGUGAAGUCCAAACGACGACACACAACUUUCCUGCAUCUUGCGGCGGGGCGGACACUCGUCGAACCGUGCGUUCUACCGUAAAGAAGGUAAAGACGACGAUGCGUUGCAGCCUGGAGGUCUUCAUGGCCUUCGUCAGCACACCGCAAAAUCUGCAGUACCAGGAGGACGGGGUGCUGUGUAACGACGUGAUCGGCAAAAGGGGAGAGGCACUGCUGAUGCGCACCGUGUACCGGAACCAUCCCCCGCUGGAGGUCGUUACCCUGCGUGAAUCCAAGCUGUACCACGUCUCUGCGGCGGCUGACGCCAAUGAGCCGCUGCAACGUUUUUUAAAGACUGCCCUGGUGAGUGUUUCUCACGACGGCAGUGUGCCUAAAGCUGUGAGGCUACAGGGCGCUGCGUCUCCCGCGCUCCCUGCCACUGUGUACGUGGAUGCCGUUCACAGCGUUUCAGACGAGGGAACCGUGCCCGUGUCUGCUGCGACCGUGCGGGGGUGGAUCCACCUCUCUGCCUUUAUCGCAUACGAGAUGCCUGGGCCAUGCGUGCACCUCACGUUUGUGAGUGCCCUGGACGAACAAGUCGCCGCCGCCAUGGGACAAUGUGAAAAGAGGGUUGCACGAAUACGCAACCUAUGUGAGAUGCUGCAACAGAUGAUGUCAGGAGGAACACUAGCGCUUCUGCGGCAGCAGCAUCAGCAUCAGCAAGAGAAGCAAAUGAGCGGGAUUGAGCUUCUCGGCGGCGGUGGCUCCUCGGAACCCAGUGAACCGGCCCCUCAGGCACGACAAGAAAUAUCUGUGUCCGGCCCUCCCACACAGGCGCAAAUGCGCGUGCUCCGCCCCCUUCUUAAGCUGCAGAAUGGGACUUCGUGGCAGCAUCGUCUGCGGCACGAAGGCUGCGACGUGGAAGAGUGUGAGGCACGUCGGUGCAUUGCCGCGCCACCCUUCUUGAAGGCCUACCGUAUUUCGACAUCUAUUGCGUGUUCCCUGGCGACAUUUUUCUCUCUCGUUGGAGACCCGCUGCAGGCGCACCGCUACGAUGCUUUUCUGGAGACUUCAAUGAUCAUUGACACUAAAAAGGAAGGGGAGGUGGUCUAUGGACGCUGCAGGCGGCUAGCCACGCACUCUUCCCUGCGUGAUUACUGUGUUGUUGUCACCACCGUCCUCCUGCAACCGGACCAGCUAGAGGAACCUGAACAGCUGCUGUCCGUAGACGGGUCCGCGAUGAUGGUAUACAUCCAAAAUGCCAUUCAGUGCAACUACCGCCCCCACUGCGCGGGCUACGAACGGCAGGUUGUAUACGCCUUUGGGUACAUUGCCACAAACACGGCCGAGGACAAUCGAGUGCGGGCGCAGCAUAUAGUCUGCAUUGACACCGUGGACAACACGAAUCACAGACUGGAGCUGGCGAUGGUGCAGGAGCACAUUACCCGAAUGGCGUGGGUGCGUCAGGUCUGUGAAGACGCCAAGGACAAAGCUACCGCUAUUUACCCCUCUCUAGCCUCCUUCGCGUCUGCGGACGAAGGGAAUAAUACUGCCAGUAAAGCGGCAAAUGGGGAGGAGGAGGAGGAAUUAGAAGAAGCAGCGGCAGCAAUGUCGUUUAUUGAAGUAGCAACCAUUGAGGAUGUCAACUCCAUUGUUUACACCCACGACAGUGAGAGCUGCGUUACCCAACAGGCUCCUUUGGACGGGUCAUUUGAGGAGCUUGAAGGGAUAUUUGCGGCACACUCCAGUGGGGUGAGAACUCCCUCCCAACAUGCAUCGCCUCUGCAUCAUUGCCAGACACCUGCAGCGACGGCGCACAGCCCCCACCCAAGGGAUACGGCAGACCGGACCUCUUGGGCAACGCCAAUAGCCGCUAGGAAGCAGGAGGAAGUAGCAAUAAACAAGCACCCCGUCGUGCUAAAAAACACUCUGCACCUACCAAUGACACCACCGCGAGACUUUCUUCAGGUGGAAAUACGCUCCUGUCGCAAUAUGCUGAGGUUGGGCAGAACAAAACAUUGUGUGUUAUUUUUUCGUCUGCGCACGUCGGCCGCGUCUGCGCAGACGGCACGGGUUGCAUUGAAGGAGAGCUCUUUCUUUUAUAAGGAGCGCUUGCUCUUUGAAGGACCACAAGGGGACUGGCUGACGGUGAUAGCCGUGGUGCGGACGGCCUCUGGACGCAUGAAACGUCUUGGGAAGGCUAUUCUUUCGCUGCGGAACAUACGGGAGUCGGAGCCACACACACGGUGGGUGCAUUUAGUGGGGGAUUCUGGCACUAGUGGCGCCUCGGUGCGUGGGGAAGUGUGUAUCACUCUGCGUGGCGGUGGAUUGAACGCGCGGGCGACAGUAGCGCCGUUGUCGGUGGUGGCAGAGAAAUCAUUGCGGAGACGCAUUCGCCACUUUUUGAUGUCUUCUGGACGACGGCACCUGCAUCGUCUCGAGUGGCUUGUUGGUCGCUGCUGGGGGAAGACCCCGGCUGAGGUGGACGCCGUACUGGCAAAGUACCAGACAGGGAAGCGCCAGAACAACAAGGUCGUGCUCACCGUGUUUGAUGUGCAGGGGCUGAGGACAGAGCAGGGAGUGCCCCUGCUCAGUGGCCCGGCAUGUCAAGUGUGGGUGGAGACCAGAAGCGUGCGUCACUGCUCGCGGACGGUGCCGCUGCAGCAAGUGGCUGUUUUCAAGGAAGCCUUUCAGCUCAUAGUCGACGCGGCGGAGGCUAUUCGUGUGACGGUGGCCGUUGGGGGGACCAUUGUGGGGAAGGUGCUCCUCUCCCCUAACCCACCGAAGGUUGGGGGAGUGCGCGUGCAUACGCUUUUUGCGGCGGCUGGGACGAUUCGGGCGGUGCCCAGCGGCGUCAUCACCGUCGCGCUGCACGGCGAUGUGAGUCACUUGGGCGGUCACAACGCCUCUGGCGACCUCUUGGAAGAAGCAGCCCGCAUCUCGCGUCUUCGGCUGCUGCUUUGGAAGCACGCCCGUAAUAUUUUGCACAGGCUGGACGUGAUUGCCGCCUCGCUCCACGAUUUGGAGCACUAUGCAAGCACCAUUGGUCCAUGUCCUCCACUCUGCGAUGUUCGCGUCUCCGUGAAGUGGUGGGAGCCGUCUGUUCCCGCGUGGGACAGCCCCGCUACGGCCGCGGCCGUCGCCGAAGACGACGAGGGGGAGAGGGAAGGGGCCCAAUUGGCGCAUUAUCGCAGUAUUUCCAAACGCGGCGCAGUCUACGCCGUGAUUCAUGCAGGGUUGCAUUAUUACAAAAGCGGCCUUGUGCGUGUUCGAGACAAUGGCACGGCCCAGUUUGAUGACCCUGUCACCUUUCACGGCGUUCUCCCUGAACUAGACGAGGUGGCUGUCUCCAUCGUUGGGAAAGGAACUUCUGGAGCCUGCGAAACUGAUUUGGGUCUGGCCGUCCUCCCGCUUCGCGCCUUAGUGCGGCGGCAGACACUCUUGCUUACGCUGCCGCUUGUGCGGCAUGCUGGCACGGCGGAUGCGCAUUUUAAGGGGUCCGUGCAGGUGGAACUUUUUGCGGUGAAUUUCAGUGGAACCUCCAUCGCAGGCAGGGUGCCCGCCUCUGCUCGCUCGCAGCUUCGACGGUUGCUUUACCGGUAUGCCCCGCAUCAGAUGCACCGCGUGGAAUGUCUUCUCUUAGAUCACGCGGGACGUGAGGAGGAAUUUGUGCAUGCGUUGCUGGAAAAGUACGGACCGGAUGCGUACCCAUCACUUAUGGAAAUACAUCUUAUUGGACUUUGCAACUUUGCACCGGCCUGCGCCUGCUACGUGAAGGUGUACCUGAAUGGGGAGUCCGUGCUGCGUUCGUCGCAGCAGUCAGGCGCGGAAAACAUUACAUUUGCCCCAUCCGACGCAAAGAAUACCGCCGUAGUGACACUUGACGAUCCACAGCACGCGCGGCUGCGAUUUAAAGUGGCGCAGUCCCGCUACCUCCAAUCCGCCACUGUCUCCUUCGCCGAGAUGAGUCUGAGGAGCAUGGUUGCGGGGUGCCUUAACGAGUGCUGGCUUCCGCUGUUCGACAGCCACGGUGCGGAAAUUGGACGUCUUGGGGUGGCGCUAAAGUGCAAUGGGUUUAUCUCUCGCGAAGCGGCGCCAGUGAAGUUGGAGGUGGCUGAGAAGGACGCUGUUUCUCUGCUCCGCAAGUACAAACGCGAGGCCCUGCCGUUUCUUCAGCCGCUUAUGGCAGAGGCCGGAGGUGCGGCGACGGUGCAUGCGGAGCUGCGCCGCCGUGUCGCCCCGAGGCCCAUCGCUGCCACGGUGUAUGUGUGUGUUGAGGCCCUCUCUCUGACGGAGCCCGGCGUCUUGCAUGAUCCGCGCCGUCGCGUACAACAACAACAGCAGCAGCAGCAGGCACUAAGGACACCGCCGCCACGGGAAAAUGAAGGCAACGAGUACACAGUGAGUGCCAGCUGUGACCGCGAGGAAGUGAGUCUGAUUUGGUCCGAGCAGUUGCACGGAUCCGGUGUGGAUAUUCGUCUGGAUAUUCCCGAGUUUGGCAGGUAUGAGGACCACCGCCUCACCCUCGCUGUAAGGCGGCACGCUCGAGAGGCACGAUCCCUGUCCCGCAGUGGAAGUAAGCUGCGCGCAAACUCGCGCGGUAGCCGCAACAACUCCCCUCGACAAACGACACCCCAGCAACUGCUGCCGUCGAUCGAGCUGGGCCGCGUGGUGGUCUCGCUUAGGGCACUGCUCACCCGCAGCCUGUAUGACGUGGCGGAGCGUGUCACACUUCCCCUGGUCUCCUUUACACAAAGUCCAGCUGCGAUGCGGACACUGCAGCAACAACUGCGGCCAUCGGCGGCGUUGCCGUCUCCGUGUAGUGUAGUUGGUAGCGUCAGCUUUCGCGUCCGUCUCCCUGCGUUUGAGCACGUUCCGCCAUGGCUGCGGCUGCACGAUUCUGAGAUGGGGAGACAUUCAGCGAUCAACCGGGCAUGCAUUCGGCACUAUGAGGAGCAAAUUCGUGAUAUAUUGGCGAGACACGAGCCGCAGAAGUUGCUCGACCUUCACUACACGCUUUACGAACGUGAUGUGGCGCAAGGGCAGUGGAGUCUUUCGCUGCGCGACUGGAAACGUGUGCUGUUGCGGCGGCUGGGUGUCGCUGAGGGCACACCAGAUGUUUCCUCGUCCUCACCACGUGUAAAAAGCCGCCAGAAGGACGCCAGUGGGCGGGAGUCGGCGGAAGAGAGGCGAGAUUCCAAGAGGCGCAAUGGUGGCGUGGCAUUGUCUGAAUCGACGGAGGAAGUUGGGCAGAAUACGCGCGUGAAUCGCAUACUUUUUCCAGACGGAGAUGCAUCCACCCCUUUGUAG
Molecule: messenger RNA, 5385 nt
Organism: Trypanosoma conorhini
Lineage: Eukaryota; Euglenozoa; Kinetoplastea; Trypanosomatida; Trypanosomatidae
Exons: 1
Coding region: 1-5385 (1794 amino acids)
Source: RefSeq, a predicted model, not a curated record